AUGGCUCAAAAAUCUGGUGGCUCGAAGCAAUCAACACUAGGGAAAUUCUUCGGCUCCAACAGCAACCCGGCGCCAAAAAAGCAAUCAACCCUCGCGUUUUCAUCAAGGGCAAGUGGUAGCUCUAAGAACGACGAGACUAAAGAUGGAGAUGAAGAAUCUGUGGACCAGGCUCCCCAAACACCUCGGAAGCAGGUUGGCCGUGCCGGAAGCAAGCGCACUCCACCUCCAAUUGACGACGGGGACGUAGAUGGAGAAAUAUUGUCUGGUGGUGAGAAAAGUGAGUCGGUUUCUCCUGUGACUAGCAGACAGAAACGAAAGGAGACAGCAGCAGCCAGAGACGGUGAGGAGUCGGAUGAACAACCUGUUACAAAGCGUCGGAGGAGAUCGCCAAAGUCCAGCCCCAAAAAGAGGAGCCCUGGUAAUGGUGGCCGUAGUAAGGCGGCUGCUAAAGAUAGCCCAUCGCCGAAGAAGCUCAAAUCAGAGCCUGAACCAGAGUUAUCCUCCGCCGAAGAGAAUUCAGCGUCAGAUAUUGAGGAAGAUGAUGUAGACGAACAACCUGCCAAAGUCCAGCAGAAAAAGAAGGCUGCGGCGAAACAACGGAAACAAGUCCAGAGUACUCUCACGUCCAAGCCUAAAGAUCUAUACCCUGAUUGGAAAGCUGGAGACCCCGUUCCCUAUGCGGCGCUUUGCACCACCUUCUCACAAAUCGAGUUGACUACAAAACGCCUUAUCAUAUUAUCCCAUUGCGCACUUUUCUUGCGCCAAGUACUGCGUCUUACCCCAGAUGAUCUACUUUCCACCGUCCAGUUGAUGAUAAACAAACUAGCGGCAGAUUAUGCCGGAAUUGAACUCGGAAUUGGAGAGUCUCUAAUCAUGAAAUCUAUUGGUGAAUCAACUGGACGCAGUCUUGCAGUCAUCAAGGCAGAUCAAAAUGAAAUCGGAGACCUAGGACUUGUUGCUGCAAAGAGUCGAUCAAACCAGCCCACCAUGUUUAAGCCUAAAGCAUUAACUGUGCGAGGUGUGCAUGAGGGACUUCUGGCCAUUGCAAAGACACAUGGUACGGGGUCUCAGGAUAAAAAGAUUGCUGGUAUUAAAAAACUACUCUCUGCUGCUGAUGCCGACAAGACUGGGAAGGGAGCCAAAGCAAUUGAUAUCACAAAAGACAGGGGUGGUGCCAGCGAGGCUAAGUUCAUCGUACGAUUCCUGGAAGGUAAACUUCGGCUUGGACUGGCUGAGAGAACUGUGCUCGUUGCUUUGGCCCAUGCAAUGGUAGCACACGAGGCUGAGAUUAAUGGUGGAAAGGCUCCAAGUACGGAUCAACUUGCCAAGGGAGAAGAUAUUCUCAAAAGUGUCUACAGUGAACUCCCAUCAUAUGAAGUGAUCAUUCCUGCUAUGCUUAAACAUGGCAUAUUCAAUCUGCCAGACAACUGCAAAUUGCAACCUGGUGUCCCACUGAAACCCAUGCUUGCGAAACCUACCAAAGCCAUCAGUGAAGUGCUUGACCGGUUUGAAGGGAAGCAUUUCACCUGCGAGUACAAAUAUGACGGUGAGAGAGCACAGAUACACUAUAUCUCUCGGGACACCAUCAAGGACUACCCAGCCGCCUCUACGACUCUUCAAAAGGAUGGCGAAGGCCUUUGUGCUAUUUUCUCUCGAAAUUCUGAAGACUUGUCAAAGAAGUAUCCGGAUAUCCUCGAGAAACUGGAAACAUGGGUUAAACCCGGCACUCAUAGUUUCGUUGUGGACUGUGAAACAGUAGCUUGGGAUACUGUUAACAAAAAAGUUCUCCCCUUCCAGCAACUCAUGACUAGAAAGAGGAAGGAUGUGAAAUCGGAAGAUAUCAAGGUUAAAGUCUGCGUCUUUGCGUUUGACUUGCUCUUCUUGAAUGGAGAGCCUACUGUCAAAAAGACACUCAGGGAACGACGUGCCCUCUUACAUGGCGCAUUUGUACCAACUGAGGGAGAGUUUGCUUUCGCUCAACACGGAAACACUAGUGAUUUGGAGGAAAUCCAGACCAUGCUUGACGAGAGUGUGAAAGCUUCUUGUGAGGGUCUCAUGGUAAAAAUGCUGGAUACGGAAGACAGUGGCUAUGAACCGAGCAAGAGAAGUAGAAACUGGCUUAAAGUCAAAAAGGACUAUCUUGCUGGAAUAGGUGAUUCCCUCGACCUUGUCGUGCUCGGCGCAUAUUUUGGUCGCGGCAAACGUACCUCAGUGUACGGUGCUUUCUUGCUUGCUGCAUACAACCCCAAGACGCAAAACUACGAAACAAUCUGCAACAUUGGCACAGGUUUCUCUGAAGCUUUGCUUGAGGAACUUCACGAAACCCUCAGCCCACUUGUUAUUGACAAACCAAAGCCAUUCUACUCUCAUUCGACAGUUCCCAAGGACCAGCCAGACGUCUGGUUCGAGCCUAAGUUUGUCUGGGAGGUCAAGGCUGCUGACCUCACUCUCAGCCCUAGAUAUAGUGCUGCCAGUGACGAAGUGAUGGGCAGCACCGGCGGUUCUACCGCCAAGGGUAUCUCCCUUCGUUUCCCACGAUACAUCAAGGCGCGAGAAGAUAAAAAGCCUGAUCAAGCCACUACUACAAAGGCCGUUGCGGAAAUGUAUCGAAAACAGGAGAGUGUCGCAUCUAACACGGCCAAGGGAGCCGUAGAUGACGAUUUUGAAUAUUGA
Nannizzia gypsea CBS 118893 is the source of this 2673-nucleotide messenger RNA. RefSeq names its product DNA ligase. Gene Ontology annotation, molecular function: DNA binding; ATP binding; DNA ligase (ATP) activity. The record is from RefSeq and is a predicted model, not a curated record. The transcript is spliced from 5 exons. Gene Ontology annotation, cellular component: mitochondrion; nucleus. Gene Ontology annotation, biological process: DNA repair; lagging strand elongation; DNA biosynthetic process. Bases 1 to 2673 code for a protein of 890 amino acids. NCBI's taxonomy places the organism in Eukaryota, Fungi, Ascomycota, Eurotiomycetes, Onygenales, Arthrodermataceae.